Messenger RNA from Pseudo-nitzschia multistriata, 1039 nucleotides. Lineage: Eukaryota; Bacillariophyta; Bacillariophyceae; Bacillariales; Bacillariaceae. The record is from the annotation of a GenBank genome assembly.
CAGCUCGCCUCUUCGGAUGAGCAAAAUCAAAUCAUACGAGUUUCCAUGUUUCGAUAGGGAUUGCCACCUGACACAUAAAACUMACAGAAAAAGCGAUCGACAACAUUUACAAUACCAUCAUGCGUUCGUCAACAAUUGCUACUGUCCUCGUCGGCCUUUGCGCCWUGGAAUCUGGUCAAGCCUGGUCUGCACCUAAGCCUGGAUCCCAGGUCACCCGUAAAUCGAUGCUGCAGACUCUUGUCAAGGGUGGUGUUGCAACAGCGGCCGCAACCGUCUUGGUGCAGCAGCCUGCCUUUGCCGAUAAGCUUCCAUCUGGCGUUACAUACGAGGUUGUCAAGGAAGGAAAGGGCAUCAAACCCGACGUUGGGGAACUAAUUGCCAUUCGCUUCGCCGCAUACGUYGAWGGCCGAAAGAUCGACGACAUUUUCGAUACUCCUGAGCCCUACUACACAAGACUCGGAAGUGGUGGCCUUUUGAAAGGCGUCGAAUCGACCCUGCCGCUCAUGAAUCUUGGAGACAGAUGGAAGCUCACCAUUCCUGUAAGCUAGUCGAAUCUUGAAUGAUUUCAAAUGAAUUUGGUUGAUUUGUAGCGACGGAAAAACGUGUCGGUCCUUGUUUGUGCAAAUUUUACAYUUUCAUUGGCCAUCCAAAGUUUCCAAGCAUGUCUUUAAAAAGCACGAUUUGCUUAAUCGGUAGGACGGAAAUACCGUUCGAAGAAGAUCUUUCUCAUAAAUKYUUCCUUCGUUCAUUGUUAUGGUGAUGUAGGGUGAAUUGGCGUUUGGACCCAAGGGCCGACCAGCCUCGGCUGGAAAGCCUCGAAUCCCUGGAAACGCAGAGGUUGUUUUUGACGUAGAGAUUGUUGGACUUCCAGGAAAGGAACCUGAAUUGAUCGAAUUGAUCGGUGAUGAAUAAAGAACGCAAUAGCUUCUCUUGGAAGAUGUCGACAAGGAACCAUUCCCUCAAAUUUGAGAAUUGUCUUUUUCGAGAUAAGGGCCGUUAUGAUGACAUACAAAAACCUMAACCAGAACAUAUCUAAUGU